Messenger RNA from Microbotryum saponariae, 989 nucleotides. The record is from the annotation of a GenBank genome assembly. NCBI's taxonomy places the organism in Eukaryota, Fungi, Basidiomycota, Microbotryomycetes, Microbotryales, Microbotryaceae.
AUGAUGCUCACCUCCGCGUCGCAUCGUCGACACACGUUCAACGAUCUCAAUUCUCCCCAUCUUCAACUGUCGUCGAAUCUCGUCGGUAGCACCCAGGGCGUUCAGAACUCUCACCAGUGGAUGGUCAGACACUAUCCAGGACAACAGCUCGUUAUACCGGAUUCGAAAACGUGCGAUCAAGGAUCUGUUCUGGCGGAGAGUAUGAUUGUUCCGGUCUCGCGUCCUCUCUCACCGCUCCUUUCACCCACGAGAUUGGACAUGGAUAAACUCGACAAGCGGCAUCGGUCGAGCUUGACGAGGUCCGUUUUAAAUCAGACGAUAGUAAUUGCGCACUGGUCACUGACUCAUACCUAUUCGGGUCCUUUCCAAUUCACAGACUUCAGUCUUUAGUCACCUUGUCGUUCGAAGGUGCAGAACUGAAGAAACAGCUUGAAGAACGUCAACGCGUCGAAGCGAAGGAGAUGGCUGCUCGCGAUCUUCGACGUCGGCAGACACUGGUUCCCACGGCAAGCGAGCCCGUGCCGAAGGAUGAUGAGAAGCCUCGUAAACGUGUACGAGGCGUUCCCCCUCCCAAGCAUCAAAAAAUUCGACCACCUUUCUUGGCCUCCCUCUUCUCAUGCUUCAAGAGCAAUUCCACCUCCGCCACGCGAGAGGAGCCUCAAGACACCCCUGGAACAACACCCCUCGACGCGCCAAGACUCAACACCUCCUCAUCAAUUGACGAGAAAGAACCCCUCCCCAACUUGAACUAUUCACGCGCAAGCUUACGGCCCCACCUUGCCUCCACGCAUUCGCGUACCGACAGUCUCGAACAAGUCGUCGUCGAUUGGCGCGCCUCGAGAAGAGCUUCGUCGACCCCCGCUGCAGGCGUUCGAUCCCCUUUCGCCCCCCUUCCCAACUCUACGAUUCGCUCGAACGUCCCUGGCUCGACGACAAAUCCACCUUCGGCGACCAAGAAGCCUUCGAAGCAUUCCUGGCUGGAUUAUUAG